AAACCAAUUUUUCUACUCAACCGAGCUGCAACCAGUUAUGGAGAUGGCGACAAUGGCUUCCCAUUUCUUCCCCACCGCACGCAUAUUAUCAAAAGCCAACUCAAGAAGCAAUCCUACUUUAACCGCUUCUUUAUCGUCAUCAUCAUCCCCGUCUUCUUAUUCCUCUAUUACAACUUCCUUAUCCACCAAUUUUAUCUGUCCGUACGUCGCCAGCAGUGUUUCCAGCGACUUCUCCGGUCAUAAGAUUCGACCUGCAUCUCUCAACCCGUCUUCAAGCUCUCAUGGAAAACGAGUCGGUGUUACUAUGGUUAUUCCUUUCUCAAGAGGAAGUGCCUGGGAGCAACCACCUCCAGAUUUGGCAUCUUACUUGUACAAGAAUCGAAUUGUGUAUUUGGGUAUGUCUCUAGUCCCCUCUGUCACCGAACUAAUACUGGCAGAAUUUCUUUACCUACAGUACGAGGAUGACAAAAAGCCAAUAUAUCUUUACAUAAACUCUACAGGAACUACCAAGGGUGGUGAAAAGUUGGGCUAUGAAACAGAGGCAUUUGCAAUUUACGACGUCAUGAGGUAUGUGAAGCCACCAAUCUUUACGCUAUGUGUUGGCAAUGCAUGGGGAGAAGCGGCCUUGCUGUUGGCUGCUGGGGCAAAGGGAAAUCGUUCAGCCCUGCCCUCGUCAACCAUCAUGAUAAAGCAGCCAAUCGCUAGAUUUCAAGGUCAAGCUACGGAUGUUGAGAUUAUGAGAAAAGAAAUAAAGAACGUGAAGACUGAAUUGGUGAAACUGUAUGCGAAGCACAUAGGGAAGACAACAGAGGAGAUUGAAGAAGAUAUAAGGCGUCCAAAAUACUUUAGUCCUAGUGAGGCUGUUGAAUACGGAAUCAUUGAUAAGGUUAUUUACAACGAGAGGGGGAGUGAAGAUAGAGGAGUCCUUUCUGACCUGAGGAAAUCGCAGCUAAUAUAACCAUGUUGAUCAGCACUAGAGGCAAUUCACAACCGCGUUAGGGGCUGUUUGUUUUUUCGUGUCUGUAUGGAUUAAGUGUCUGAAUUGAAUCAUCAGCAGCCUGUUAGUCAGCUUUGCUGUUGUAGUUGUUGAUGGCAGUGGUUGUGGUUGUGGUUGUAUUGGCAAUCAAGAAACUGAGCUGAGACCACGAUGUGCCCAGAUGGAUUGGUUAAAGGGAGCAUGACUAGUGUAAAAGGCAAAGGCAGUCAAAGUAUGGUUCAUUUCUGAAUCCAAUAUCGUUUUG
This is a messenger RNA of Cynara cardunculus var. scolymus (artichoke), 1241 nucleotides long. RefSeq names its product ATP-dependent Clp protease proteolytic subunit-related protein 4, chloroplastic. The record is from RefSeq and is a predicted model, not a curated record. The transcript has 7 exons. NCBI's taxonomy places the organism in Eukaryota, Viridiplantae, Streptophyta, Magnoliopsida, Asterales, Asteraceae. Gene Ontology annotation, molecular function: ATP-dependent peptidase activity; serine-type endopeptidase activity; ATPase binding. Gene Ontology annotation, biological process: protein quality control for misfolded or incompletely synthesized proteins. Gene Ontology annotation, cellular component: endopeptidase Clp complex. Bases 38 to 958 code for a protein of 306 amino acids.